AUGGAUAUAAAGAACAUUUUCGAUGUCAAGGGCAAGGUUGUCCUGGUCACUGGAGGAUCGAGAGGCAUAGGAGAAAUGAUUGCAACGGGUUUCGUGUCUGCAGGUGCCAAGGUCUAUAUCACCAGUCGCUCGGCCGACGUUUGCUACAAGGUUGCCGAAGCUUUGACAGCACAAGGUCCUGGUCAGUGCGUGGCUAUCCCUGCCGAUCUCCAAAAGCUUGAGGAAGUCAAACGCUUAGUGGAUGAAUUGAGCAAGAAGGAGGAACGCUUGGAUGUUCUCGUCAACAAUGCUGGUGCCAAUUGGGCGGAAAGCUUGCAUGAUUACCCUGAUGCUGCCUUUGAAAAGGUCAUCAACUUGAAUUUGAAGCGUAUCUUUACCUUGUCACAAGCAUGCUUGCCAUUGUUGACUGCCAAAGCAUCUCCUUCAUCGCCUUCGCGUAUUAUCAACAUUGGAUCGAUCGAUGGUAUUCGGGUCCCUCCUCAAGAGACAUACGCUUACUCAACUUCCAAGGCUGGUCUUCAUCAUUUGACACGUCAUAUGGCAUCCAGACUUGGUGAAGAAGGUGUUCUUGUCAAUGCCAUCGCCCCUGGUGCAUUCCAAUCCAAAAUGAUGAAAGCAACACUCGAUGCCUUUGGUGAGAUUAUCAAGUCAAAGAUCCCCGUUGGUCGCAUUGGAUCGCCUGAAGAUAUUGCUGGCACUUGUAUUUAUCUUUCAUCGCGUGCUGGUCAAUACACAACCGGUGCUACUAUUACCGUGGAUGGUGGUGCAGCAGUAAACGCCAACCUGUAG
Messenger RNA from Lichtheimia ornata, 789 nucleotides. RefSeq lists its product as uncharacterized. Bases 1 to 789 code for a protein of 262 amino acids. The record is from RefSeq and is a predicted model, not a curated record. NCBI's taxonomy places the organism in Eukaryota, Fungi, Mucoromycota, Mucoromycetes, Mucorales, Lichtheimiaceae. Gene Ontology annotation, molecular function: oxidoreductase activity. The transcript has 7 exons.